Colossoma macropomum (tambaqui) is the source of this 5330-nucleotide messenger RNA. RefSeq names its product axin 1 (gene axin1). The record is from RefSeq and is a predicted model, not a curated record. The coding region runs from base 745 to 3264 and encodes 839 amino acids. Gene Ontology annotation, biological process: negative regulation of canonical Wnt signaling pathway. Lineage: Eukaryota; Metazoa; Chordata; Actinopteri; Characiformes; Serrasalmidae. The transcript has 10 exons.
UUACCGUCAACGGAAAUGUUCGCUGAAGGAGCCUGUUUUUAACUGAUUGAUGAAAGGCAGCUCGCUGGCUAGCUUGUUUUGUUUUGUGGCUAACUUAGCUAGCUACUUUAGCAAGCUGCUGAAUAGAGGCUCGUGUUGGAAGUCUAUUUUGGACCAACGAACGAUAAAGGUAGUCACCAUGCUAUAUGUAUCUUAAAAUUGCAGGCGAGCAAAUAAAAACACAACAGGCUUUGUUGGAAUUUGGGUGUCCAAAGUAACCUAAUCAGCUAGCUUAUUGAAAACAUGACCACUAUUGUCCUGUCUUGGACUGUCUCUGUAAGUUUUGUUCCGUAACUCGCUGGCACUUCUACCUUCGACUGUCAGAAACAUCACAUUUAAGAAGAUACGUGCUUUGCAGCCAGACAUAAUAUGUUAAGAGGAAAGUAACUUGGGUUGUAUCAUGAGAACAUGAUAAGAGCAGGAUGACGGUGUCGCUGGAAAGCAGAUAUGUUGUAACUCUCUGAACUCCUGCAUCACAGAUCAGAUAAUGGGCACAUUUUUUGCAGGCUUUUCUAAAGAGAUCUAAACCCAUAUAGCAGUUUAUCAUCCAAGGACAUGGCUGCUUCACCAGGGUCACUGCUGGAGCAGUUAGUCAUAAGAGGUUUGAAGCACCCUGCAGUUUCUCAGAGGAAUUAUUUUACAGUGGCAUUAGAAGAAGUCUGGAUCUAAUUUUUCUGUUGAGUGGGCUGUGCUGGAUUUGGGUGCAUGGACAUUGUGAGGAUGAGUAUGAACGAGAAGGGGGCUUACCUGGUGGACCUCGGGGGCAGCUUCACUGAGGAUGCCCCCAGACCACCAGUGCCGGGAGAGGAGGGUGAGCUGGUGUCCAGCACUGAGCGGCAUUACAGCCUGGGUUUUUACUCCAUCAAAUGUGAGAGCCUUAAGAACGAGGGCUCCACAGCCACACCCAGACGGCCUGACCUGGACCUGGGCUAUGAGCCUGAGGGCAGCGCUUCGCCCACGCCGCCCUACCUGAAAUGGGCCGAGUCGCUGCACUCGCUGUUGGACGACCAAGAUGGUAUCCACUUGUUCCGCACGUUCCUCAAGCAGGAGGAUUGCGCCGACAUGCUGGACUUCUGGUUUGCCUGCAGUGGUUUCCGUAAGUUGGAGACCAGUGAGGGCAACGAGGAGAAGAAGCUGAAGCUGGCAAAAGCUAUCUACAAAAAAUACAUCCUGGACAACAAUGGGAUUGUGUCGCGACAGAUCAAACCGGCCACAAAAAGCUUCAUCAAGGACUGUGUGAUGAAGCUGCACAUCGACCCUGCCAUGUUCGACCAGGCCCAGACUGAAAUUCAAACCAUGAUGGAGGAGAACACCUACCCUUUGUUUCUAAAGUCUGACAUUUAUUUGGAAUACACCAGGACAGGCGGGGAGAGCCCCAAGCUGUACAGUGACCAGAGCUCUGUGUCGGGGAAUGGAAAGGUUCUACCGGGCUACCUACCCACGUUGAAUGAGGACGAGGAGUGGAGGUGCGAGCAGGAGCCUGAGGAGCACCCCCAGAACGACCCCACGCCCAGCAACCGGCUGACACAGCAGCUCCUCUUGGAGACUGCGCCUCAACGAGUGGCCAACAGCAAGAGAUACCACGAUAGUCGAGAGUACAGGCAUGCGCCAUGGAGGGAGCCUUUCAACCCAUACUACGUCAACACAGGGUACGCUCUGGCCCCCGCUACCAGCGCCAACGACAGUGAGCAGCAGAGCAUGUCCAGUGAUGCCGACACCCUCUCUCUGACAGACAGCAGUGUAGAUGGUGUCCCACCUUAUAGAUAUCGUAAACAGUCUCGACGCGAGAUGCACGAAAGUGCCAAAGCUAAUGGGCGAGUGCCACUACCUCAUAUUCCUCGCACAAACCGGAUGCCAAAGGAUAUCCACGUGGAGCCAGAGAAGUUUGCAGCCGAGCUGAUCAGCCGGUUGGAGGCGGUGCUGAGGGAGCGUGAAGCGCAGGAGAAACUGGAGGAGCGUCUCAAGAGAGUCCGGCUGGAAGAGGAGGGUGAUGAUGCAGACAUUUCCACAGCACCGUCGCUAGCCAGCCACAGACUGCCACCUGCUGUCCAUGUGCAGCACUACGCUGCACGCUACUCAGACGUGAGCUACAAUGGGCUUGCGCUACGUGACGCUCACGAGGAGAACCCUGAGAGUAUCCUGGAUGAGCAUGUGCAGCGCGUCAUGAAGACGCCAGGCUGUCAGUCACCAGGCACGGGUCGCCACUCACCCAAGUCGCGCUCGCCAGACGGCCUGCCCUCAGCCAAGAUGCCAGGGUUGCCGAUGCCGCUGGCAGGAGGCCAGGGCAAGCACCAGGCGCGGCUCGGGCUCAAGAAUGAGACGUCGCAUGUUUACCACCACAAACACGUGCACCACCCACAUCACACCAUGGGCAGCAAGCCGAAAGAGCAGACAGAAUCAGAGGCUGCAAUGAGAGCCCAUGGCGGCUUUGCCUGGAACAUGGAGCAGCACCACUACGGAUCCAAGAUGCGUAAUUACGCUGACGGAAUGGGCGCUGGCCCCAGUGCUAUAGACCCUAUGGGUUACGGCAGCAAAGGUGGCACCCUAUCAAAGCGAACAUUCAAGAAAGGAGAGGACAUGCGGAACUAUGAGAUGCGAGAAACUGUGCCUUCAGAGGAGCUGGACAGAAACCAGAAGAUCCUGCAGUGGAUGAUGGAGGGAGAGAAGGAGGCGGGCCGCUACAAGAAGAGUCCCUAUGGGAGCAUCUCAGGCUCUAAGAAGGGCCAGGGCCAUGAGCCAGGUAGGCCCGCUUCUGUGGAGCGACCGGGGGCUGUACACCCAUGGGUGAGCACGCAACUCCGCAACAACGUGCUGCCCUCGCAUCCAUUCAUCCAGGACCCCACCAUGCCUCCCAACCCAGCCCCCAACCCUCUCACACAGCUAGAGGAGGCUCGCAGACGGCUUGAGGAGGAGAAAAAGAAAUCCGGAACCCUGCAGACCAAGCAAAGACACAAGGCGGUGAAAAAGCAACCAUGUGAGAACAUCACUGUGGCCUAUUACUUCUGUGGCGAGCCCAUCCCAUACAGAACUUCAGUAAAAGGGAGGAUUGUCACGCUGGGACAGUUCAAGGAGCUGCUUACCAAGAAAGGGAGCUAUAGGUAUUAUUUCAAAAAGGUGAGUGAUGAGUUUGACUGUGGAGUGGUAUUCGAGGAGGUACGCGAGGAUGACGCUAUUCUGCCCAUCUUUGAGGAAAAGAUCAUCGGCAAAGUGGAGAAGAUCGACUGAGACUGAAAGGGGAGGUGAUGGAGGAGAGGGAAGAGGAGGAACAGUAGGGGCACUGGUGCCGUUUAGGAGGAGCUGCUCAGCAGCUGGAAAGAGAGAGCGAAGAGGAGGUGCUGAGAGAUGGUACUGGGUACGUGUAUCUGCUGGAGGUGGCGAGAAAGAGCGAGAGAGAGAAAGAAAAGGCAAGCAAGAGAGGGAGAGGAUGGAUGAGUGGGAGCACUAUGGGAAGCACGCUAUUGACUCCAAGGCUUCUACCUCCGCACUAAAGCCUUUUCUAGUCCCACACAGCUGCCCUGUGCUACCGGUCACCACGACAUUCAGAGAGCCUUCGGACUUUAUAAAGGAGCAAGGCCACAUACUCUCACUCUUUUUUUGGUAUAUUUCUAACUUUGACAUGUAAUGUAGCAAUGUAAAGUUUGACUAGAAUAAAAAAGAAUUACUAUGAAAUAUGUUUACUAAAGUAUCACAUAUUUUUGAUAUGACGUAUCAGAAGGAAGGUAUCCUUUCUAAUGUAACAUCUCUUGUAAUUUUAUAUGUACUGGUACCAGAUGUGUACAGACUGUCUGUUUAAAACAAGAAAAAAGAGAAAAAGUUUUAUAUCUAUUUAAAUAUUUAAAUGAAAAAAGCUAUUGGUUUAAUCUUAAAGCUGUGGCACAGAUCCAGUUUAAGAAUAUCGCAGUUUUCAUAAAGUUCUUUUGCGCAGGUGGCCUGAUGAAAACUAUGAACCAUAGCCCGUGCUCUACCAAGUGCUUUUAAUCCUUAAACGCAAUCUUAUCAGUUCUCCACUCGGAGUGGCACCGGCUCGUGCCGCUCUUUCACCGCGUUAUGCAUUGAUCUCAGAGGGGAAGGGAAAAUCUAAAGAUGUUCUUGAAUGGUCAUGCCGUUAAGAGGGUUGUAGUCUGACCUGUGACUUUCUGUGCAUCUUGAUUAAUGUCUCAUGGUUUUUUUUUUACCUACAGCUGCUGCCCAUAAAACUGAAUAUGUUCCGUCAUAUGCAAAAGUUUGGGCGCCCUGGUCAAAUGACAUGUUUAUUUUUUUAUUUUUUUAUUUUUUAUUUUAUUUUUUUAUUUUUAUUUUUUUUUUAAGUGAACCUAAGUACACAUCCUCUACAGAGAGCACGCUUCUGUACAUUUAAGACUCGGUUACUAUUUAAUUGUUAAAUUUAACAUACUGGAAAAAAUAAAACCUAAAAUGAAACCAGUGCAAAAGUUAUGAUGUAUCUUAUAUGUUAUGUUUAUUUUUUCCAGCAUGAUAAACUGAGCAAAUAAAUACAAAUUGUGACUAAAAUUGUGAGAAAAAUGUCAUACUUAAGUUUGUUCCUUGUAAAACAGGGAUACCCAAUCCUGGUCCCAGAGAUUUACCAUCCUGGAGAGUUUUGUCUUAGCAAAUCUUCAAAUAUUCAGAUGCCCCUGAAGGCCUUCAUUGCCUGGAACAAGUGUGAUAGAUUAUGGUAGGAGCAGAACUCUGCAGGAUGGUGGAUCUCCAGGAUGAGGGUUGGGCACCCCUUGUUGUAGAGGACGUAUUAACUAAUUUUCACUUAGAAAAUCAGCAGAACGUAAUUUGAAAGGGAGUGAUCAAACUUUGCAUAUGACAGUAUUAAUAAUCCCCUUUUCAUCUAGCCUGCAGCAUGCAGACGGGACCUAAGAAUGCUUCUAUCAGGCAUUAGUUAUGUAAAAAUAAAAAAACAAAAAAACAAAAUGUAAGACGUACUUGUAACCUUACGCUAAAUAGCACAUCAGCAAUUUGUAACAAAACUAUUUUUAUAGGUAUUAAAUAUCAAAAAUCAGCAUUUUGGGGGGGAUAUGGACAGGUGUACUCUGUUGCUGUCUAAGUGCUUGCAUCAGUUUCAUAUCAGAUUGUGUUAGCGUGGGUGGGAAGGGAAUCUGUUGGGUCAGUGGGGGCUUCCGUAAGUGAAUGUGUGUCUAAUGGAUAAAAAGGUGAGGGCUGUGUGGCCUAUAAAACGAUCAUGUUUACACUUACCUUAAUGUAUUACAAAAAGAGAACCGAAUAACGAAUUGUAGCUUUUUUAGCUUAAUGCGGCUGAAUUUGGUGCCUGGCAGGAAUGGAUU